Molecule: messenger RNA, 2174 nt
Organism: Rhincodon typus (whale shark)
Lineage: Eukaryota; Metazoa; Chordata; Chondrichthyes; Orectolobiformes; Rhincodontidae
Gene: mrps34
Product: mitochondrial ribosomal protein S34
Exons: 3
Coding region: 117-770 (217 amino acids)
Biological process (GO): mitochondrial translation
Cellular component (GO): mitochondrion; mitochondrial small ribosomal subunit
Molecular function (GO): structural constituent of ribosome
Source: RefSeq, a predicted model, not a curated record
GGCGGAACCAAUGAGGCGGCCCGGAGUGGGGAAGGGUUUGAGGCGAACUCAAACUUCCGGUCGGCCGUGCGGGAACUGGUGAGGUGGUCGUGCACUUCCGGUGGGUCCCGGGAACCAUGGCCCGCAAGAAGAGGGUCCGCGCCAUCGCCGAGAUGGCCCGUAAAGUGCGGGAGUACUGGGCCCGCAAGAAUCGGCCCCGGGACAGCGAGCGCUUCGCGCUGGACUACCAGACCAUGACACGGCCGUACAGCGGGAAGAAGCUGCCGCUCCUGGCCCACCGCGAUAUCCGCAACGAGAGCCGCCUCUUCCAGUUCCUCAACCGCCUGCCCCUCUUCGGCAUCGGCCGCCUCGUCACCAGGAAGUCCUGGCUCCUGGCCUACGACCAGCCCUGCUACUGGACCGUCAGCAAGGUCAAGGUGGAUUACACGGCCCAGGAUAUGGACCAUGGAAAAGCAUGGGGAGUGCUAACAUUCAAAGGUAAAACUGAUGAUACAAUAAAAGAAAUUGAUAAAGUCAUGUACCAUGAUUGGCGUCUGGUUCCAAAACACGAAGAAGCAGCUUUCAAGAGCUUCACGCCUGUUCCUGAGACAAAUAUUCGCUACGUCCCUUACCCUCCUUUGCUUCGUGCCAUGAUACUGGCACAGAGAGAGAAAGCUGGCAAAUCUAUAGGAGAAGAGCCUAUGGUUGAUCUAGAAAGAAAUCGCCACUUUCCAAAGGACUACUUUAAAAACCUGGAUUUGAAGAAAGAAGCAGCGGGAACGCCAGUAUAAAAAAAACUGAAUUACUCAUAGCUAUUGAUAGACUGACUGCAGUUGAUUCCAGCAAUUUGUCUUGUUGGUUAUGUAUAAUAAAAUCAAUUAUUUUGUACUAAGCUUUAAAUUCACAUUCGAAUACUUGGAUGUUGACAGGCAGGAAAAGAACUAGCUGGUUCAGCACAAAUGCCCUCGUACUUUUGGCUGGAGCACAUACAGAGCUUUCCCCAUCCCCUUUUCCUCUACUCCGUUGCCAAGUAACGUCCCUGGAGAAGCAAAGAAACAGCAUUCAAAAAUCCAGGGCUAAUAGGUUGAACUUCCAUGUUUAUUUCCCAUUUGUCUUGUCAUCCUGAAGCCCAUGAUUAUUCUCAUUGUGAUCAUCUACUCUUCCAAGUACAGUCUCAUCUGCAAACUUUAUAAAUGUGCUGUUAUCCAGUCUAAUCUUUAAUCCAAUUUGCAAAGAGUAAUGCCUGCAAAAUGGAUCUUUAAGCAACCCCAGUGCAAAUCCUGGUUCGGCCACAUCUGGAGUAUUGUAUCCAGUUCUGGUCGCCUCAUUACAGGAAAGAUGUGGAAACAUUGGAAAAGGUGCAGAGGAGAUUUACUGGGAUGUUGCCUGGAAUGGAGGGAAGGCCUUAAGAGGAAAGGUUGAGAGAGCCAGGGCUUUUCUCUUUAGAACGACGAAUGAUGAGAGGUGACUUGAUAGAGGUGUACAAAUUGAUCAGAGGUAUAGAUAGUGGAUAGCCAGAGACUUUUUCCUAGGGUGGAGGUAGCUAUUACGAGGGGGCAUAGUUCUAAAGUGAGUGGAGGUAGAUAGAGGGGCGAUGUCAGAGGUAGGUUCUUUACUCAGAGAGUGGUAGGGGUGUGGAAUGCAUUGCUGGAGAGGGUAGUGGAGUCGGCUUCAUUAGGGGCAUUUAAGCGCCAAUAGAUAGGCAUAUGGAUGAUAGUAUAAGGUAGGGCUGAAGGUUAGAUAGACCUUAGGUUUAGGGUAAAAGUUCGGCACAACAUCGUGGGCCAAAGGACCUGUACUGUGCUGUUACAGUUCUAUGUUCUGUGUUCUAAACCACCACCUAUUCUGAAAACAUCAAUUUACCACCACUCUUUACUUCGAGUGUUUCUGAAAAAGACCAAAAGCUUCAGCAGCAAAUCUCUCUUCUCAGCAAUAUCUAAGUUCUAGACCACUUUUACUUCAUGUCUGAGCCAACUUUCUAUCCAUACUUCCACUUUCUCUCAAUUUCCAUGGGUUUCCAUUCUCUUAAGAAGUGUCAUGGAGUGUGUUGUUAGAUGCAUUCUGAAAGUCCUUAAUUACAAAUUCACUGUACUCCUUUGAUCAAUGUUCUUUAUUACCUCAUAAAAGGACUCAUUCAAGUAAUUCAGACAGGAUUUGCCUUUAAUAAAGUGAUUCUGGCUCUAUCGAACGAGAAA